AUGGACCAGCAGUACCACGAAGAGGAGCGCAAGCGCCUGCAGUACUACUGGGCCGAAAGAGACAGAAUGGCUGGUGCUUACCAGUACGUCCCGCCCGAGGAAGCGUACCCGGCCGAAGCUCUGGCGGACCACAACGAGAUCGAGGAUCCCCGUCUUCACGACAACUACCACGAGGCUGCUCAAGGCGCCCACGAGGAUCCGUUCUAUAUCGAGCCCCUGGACCAGAAUGUCAUGCCUCCCCAGCAAGCCGAGAACGCUUUCGUUGGACCGGCCGCUCAGCAGGGCCAAAACGACGCCUCCCAAGCCGAGCUCUACCCUCCGAUCGACCCCGAGCUCGGAAACCACGCCAUGAACGCCAUGAACGCCUUUCAGCCAGCCGGACACCCUCUCAGCGAGCCUCACGUUGCUCCCGCAGUCGACCCCGCGCAUCCGAACUUCAUCGAUCCUCCUCCCAAUUACAUCUACGAUGUUCGAGCUAUUGCUAUGAACAUGCAGCCAGGUCACGCCGGCCAGAUCCGCAACUUGCUCCAGGAUGGCUUCAACAACGCGUACCCUGACUUGGGCCCGGUCCCUGCACCCUUCGCCGACUUUGGCGAUCCCGCGAUGUUCCUUCAAGAGCACGAGCAAUGGCAGCGAUACAACAACCAGGGAUACGAGCAGUAUGGGCAGCAAAUGGUCGACAUGCAGGCUCAGGAGAUGCCUUAUCAGGACGUGCAGCUCCAGUAUCAUCAGGACCAGCACAAUGAGGGCCAGGAGUAUCAGCAGAUGCCUUUCCAGCAGUACGCGCAAGAGAAUGGAUAUCAUAUUCAUGGACAGGGCCACCACGACCAAGAUCUUCACCAGCAGCAUCAUCACCAUGUUCACCAGAACCACGCAUUCGAUCAGCCGCAGCAGGAGCAGCACCAUGAUGGCCACAACGAGGAUGCCCCUCUUCAGCAAGACAAUGCCCAGAACGACGCCGCCGCCGCUCCCAACCCGCUCGGACAGGACAAUAAUCCUCAACCCGCCGCCAACGUUCGAGCUCCUCGGGCCAGAAAUGGGAGACGUUCGCAUACCAGAACCAUUGCAGGUUCCCAGUUCAACGACGGAACGCCCGACCCUGACCCCGCGCACUAUGGCCUGGCAGAUGUCUCUCCGAGACCACCUUGCCGGGAGCUCCCGAGAAUGGUGAAUGGCGUCCAGAAGGUCGCGAUCGAAUGUAAUCGAUGCACCAAGAUCCUUUCGCGCAAGGAUGAGAUGCGCUGGCAUCUCCGCCGCGACCACUAUGGAAAGCAUUAUCCCGAGGGAUUCCAUAUCGAGAAGGGCCGCUAG
Molecule: messenger RNA, 1311 nt
Organism: Colletotrichum scovillei
Lineage: Eukaryota; Fungi; Ascomycota; Sordariomycetes; Glomerellales; Glomerellaceae
Exons: 3
Coding region: 1-1311 (436 amino acids)
Source: RefSeq, a predicted model, not a curated record